AAGACAGAAGGACAGGACCCGGGCACUGGAGCAGCAGAGCACCUCCCAGCUCAGUGAGACACCUGGCCUUCACUCUGCUCUGCAAGCGCCCACACUCCCAACCCUUCCCCACUCCCUCCCCCCCUUGGGCUGCUGACCCCACCAACCCUUCUUGCUCUUCUCUGGAUCCCACCCACACUACUGCUGCCUCCCUUCUUCCAGUCCUCCCUCUGUCUCCCCACCCCCAGAGUCCCUGUCUUGUCUUUUUAUCUCCUGCAGAACCUCUUUGUCCAUCUGCCCCCUUUCCCUCUGGAGGACUCUUGGGGGGACAGGUCUAAGGGGAGAUGUGGGAGGCUCAGUUCCUGGUCUUGUUGCUUCUGCACCUGCUGUGGCGGGCCCCAGCGGAGACUCCAGGCCCUGGGGAUGAAGUCCAGGUGGUGUGGGCCCAGGAGGGGGCGCCUGCUCAGCUCCCUUGCAGCCUCUUCACCCGGCUCCAGGACCUCAGCCGGCUGCGAACAGGAGAGGUCAUUUGGCAGCACCUACCAGACAGCCGUCCCGGGGGGCCUCGCCCGGGGCCCGCAUCGCCCUCCCCCAGGGACCACGGCUACACGGUGCUGAGGCUGAGCCCCGGGGGGCUGCGCAGCGGGAGGCCGCCCCUGCAGCCCCGCGUGCGGCUGGAUGAGCGCGGCCUCCAGCGCGGGGACUUCUCGCUGUGGCUGCGCCCCGCCCAGCGCGCCGACGAGGGCGAGUACCGCGCCUCGGUUCGUCUCCGGGACGGCGCCCGCGCCCGCGCCCUGGCCUGCCGCCUCCGCCUGCGCGUGGGUCGGGCCUCGGUGUCCGCCAGACCCCCGGGGUCCCUCAGAUCCUCGGGAUGGGUCAUUUUGAACUGCUCCUUCAGCCGGCCUGACCCCCCAGCCUCUGUGCACUGGUUUCGGGGUCAAGACAGAGUUCCGGUCCAGAAAUCCCCCCAAUACCACUUUGCUGAAAACUUCCUUUUCCUGCCCCAACUCAGCCCCUCAGACUCCGGUCUCUGGGGCUGCAUGCUCAUCUACAGGGAUGGCUUCAAUGUCUCCAUCAUGCACAGCCUCUCUGUUCUGGGUCUGGAGCCCCUAGUCCCUCUGACUGUGUAUGCUGGGGCAGGGUCCAGUGUGGAGCUGCCCUGCCACCUGCCUCCAGGAUUGGAGAGCCAACCUCCCUUCACUGCUCAGUGGGUCCCUCCUGGGGGAGUCCCGGACCUUCUGGUGGCUGGAGACAAAGGCAACUUUACUCUUCGCUUAGAGGCUGUGAGUCAGGCCCAGGCUGGGACCUACACCUGCCAAGUCCAUUUGCAGCGGCAGCAGCUCAGUGCUACUGUCACUUUGGCCAUUAUCACAGUGACUCCCAAAUCAUUCGGGUUACCUGGCAGCUUGAGAAAACUGCUUUGUGAGGUGACCCCGACUUCUGGACAAGAGCGCUUUGUGUGGAGCCCCCUGGACAGGCAGUCUCAGCGGGGAUCCCCAGGCCCCUGGCUGCAGGUACAGGAGGCCCAACUUCAUGCCCAGCCCUGGCAGUGCCAACUGUACCAGGGCGAGAAGCUCCUCGGGACAGCCGUGUACUUCUCUGAGCUCUCUGGCCCAGGUGCCCAGCAUUCUGGGGGAGCCCCAGGUGUUUUGAGAACAGGCCACCUUCCUCUCUUUCUCAUCCUCGGUGUCCUGUUUCUCUUUCUCUUGGUGGCCGGAGCUUUAGGCUUUCACAUUCGGAGAAGACAGUGGCAACCGAGAAGAUUCUCUGCCUUAGAACAUGGGGUUCACCCACCUCAAGCUCAGAGCAAAGUAGAGGAAAGACUAGAGCAAGAAGAACCUGGGCUGGAGCUGGAGCCAGAGCCAGAGCUGGAGCCGGAGCUGGAGCCGGAGCCGGAGCCUGAGCUAGAACUUGAGCUGGAUCCCUAGCUGGAAUCUGAGAUGGAGCUGGAGCCGGAUACCAGAGUUGGAGCCGGAACUGGGUCCUGUUCUGAGUACGCAGCCAGCCAGCAGAUGGCUACAACCCCUUCCCAAUAAAGCCCUGUCUGCAGCAA
Molecule: messenger RNA, 2032 nt
Organism: Erinaceus europaeus (western European hedgehog)
Lineage: Eukaryota; Metazoa; Chordata; Mammalia; Eulipotyphla; Erinaceidae
Gene: LAG3
Product: lymphocyte activating 3
Exons: 8
Coding region: 324-1907 (527 amino acids)
Molecular function (GO): MHC class II protein binding; transmembrane signaling receptor activity
Source: RefSeq, a predicted model, not a curated record